UUGUUUUGUCAUUGUAAAUAUUACAUGCCCCAACUGGGAGGCUUUGCUUAUAAUGCAGCAUGCUUUGUCCUUUAUCUCUUGCAGCUUGAGAAUUACAUUGUGGAAAAUAUGAAGUCGGAGAUGGCCCAGAUACAGCAGAACGCAGUUCAGAACCACACGGCCACCAUGCUUGAGAUAGGAACCAGCCUACUAUCACAGACCGCAGAGCAGACCAGAAAACUGACAGAUGUUGAGACCCAGGUACUAAAUCAAACUUCUCGACUUGAAAUACAACUGCUGGAUUCAUUAUCAACAUACAAACUAGAGAAGCAACUUCUUCAACAGACAAAUGAAAUUCUAAAGAUUCAUGAAAAAAACAGUUUAUUAGAACAUAAAAUCUUAGAAAUGGAGGGAAAACACAAGGAAGAGUUGGACACCUUAAAGGAAGAAAGAGAGAACCUUCAAGGUUUGGUUACUCGUCAAACAUAUAUAAUCCAGGAACUGGAGAAGCAACUGAACAGAGCCACCACCAACAACAGCGCUCUUCAGAAGCAGCAACUGGAGCUGAUGGACACAGUCCAUAACCUCGUCAACCUGUGCACUAAAGAAGGUGUUUUGCUAAAGGGAGGAAAAAGAGAGGAAGAGAAACCAUUUAGAGACUGUGCAGAUGUAUAUCACGCUGGUUUUAAUAAAAGUGGAAUCUACACUAUUUAUAUAAAUAAUAUGCCAGAACCCAAAAAGGUAUUUUGCAAUAUGGACAUAAAUGGGGGAGGUUGGACUGUAAUACAACAUCGUGAAGACGGAAGUCUGGAUUUCCAAAGAGGCUGGAAAGAAUAUAAAAUGGGUUUUGGAAAUCCCUCUGGUGAAUAUUGGCUGGGGAAUGAGUUUAUUUUUGCCAUAACCAGUCAGAGGCAGUACACGCUAAGGAUCGAGUUAAUGGACUGGGAAGGGAACCGAGCCUACUCCCAGUACGACAGAUUCCACAUAGGAAAUGAAAAGCAAAACUAUAGGUUAUAUUUAAAGGGUCACACUGGGACAGCAGGAAAACAGAGCAGCUUGAUCUUACAUGGUGCUGAUUUCAGCACUAAAGAUGCAGAUAAUGACAACUGUAUGUGCAAAUGUGCCCUCAUGCUAACCGGAGGCUGGUGGUUUGAUGCUUGUGGCCCCUCCAAUCUCAAUGGAAUGUUCUAUACUGCGGGACAAAAUCACGGGAAAUUGAAUGGGAUAAAGUGGCACUAUUUCAAAGGGCCCAGUUAUUCCUUACGUUCCACAACUAUGAUGAUUCGACCUUUGGACUUUUGAAAGCACAACGUUAGAAGUAAUUAUGAGAGCAACCAAGAAAUCUGGAGAAGCUGCCAGAUGAGAAACUGUUCAAAAACUUCUGAAAUAAACCAUACUGUCUCCCUUCUAGCAACAAGUGGUAGUUAUAUGAUGUCAGCAAGGUUCUCGACUGUGGAUUUGGAGCCUUUUGAGUUUGCAAAAGUCUCUACUUGGGUCACUGCAUGCACAUGGCUCGACUAUAGAGAAUGCCACUCGUUGUCAUGCUUAGAAAGGGAAGAAACUGCUCAGCUUACUGUGCUUCAAGCUACUACUGGAUUGUACUUUUUGGAACUACAACAGCCAGACAAUUUAUGGCUUAUUCAUGUAAAAAGAAAGAAUAAAGAAUUUAAAAAUAUACAUAAAUACAAACGGGCCUGCCAUAACCCUUUGGAGAAGAUGUAUGACACCAAUGAAAUGGUGUUACCUCUAUGCAAACCUACUAACACAAAAGUUUAUGCUGUUGAACAAUUUUGAUAAAAGUUUAAAAAGAACAGCAUUGCCAUCUGAGUUGGUUCAAAGUUAAUGGACUUUGGAAGCCCACGUCCAGUAUCAUACUUCCCAAUCGAUUUCAUUUAACCCCCUUCAAGUGUAGAUUCCAUUUUUGUAAGCCAAAAUACAUUGUAGUGUAUGGCAAAUAAUAGUGUGAAACAGAAAUGUGCUCCAAUGCUGUGUGAUGUUUUUUGAUACAGUUUUCAGAAAAAAUAAGACAUAAUGAAGUAUGCACACAACAGGUAAAAAGUUCCUCUCUAAUGCUACAGUUUUCAUU
Messenger RNA from Castor canadensis (American beaver), 2065 nucleotides. The record is from RefSeq and is a predicted model, not a curated record. Lineage: Eukaryota; Metazoa; Chordata; Mammalia; Rodentia; Castoridae.